Pyrus x bretschneideri (Chinese white pear) is the source of this 716-nucleotide messenger RNA. RefSeq names its product probable E3 ubiquitin-protein ligase XERICO. The transcript has a single exon. The coding region runs from base 114 to 500 and encodes 128 amino acids. The record is from RefSeq and is a predicted model, not a curated record. Lineage: Eukaryota; Viridiplantae; Streptophyta; Magnoliopsida; Rosales; Rosaceae. Gene Ontology annotation, molecular function: zinc ion binding.
UAAAAAUUGAAGCCCAUGGUUACAACUAUUCUCUGCUUUUAACUUUUGGCUUUUGGCUUCUGUGUUCUCUCUCUUCCGCUCUCUCUAACAAAAAAGCAGAAGCACUUUCUCAAAUGGGGCUUUCGAACUUCCCGAGUGCAGAAGGGGGCGUGCUGCCAUUGCUAGUAAUGAACACAGUUUUUUCCUUGGCUCUGCUAAAGAACAUGGCGAGAUCUGUGCUCCAAGUGAUGGGUGUCAAUAUCAAUUCCCACACUUUCGACGAGAACCCUGAUGGGUGUCCUGAGGAAAUGCCUAGAGAGAGAAGAAUCUCAAUAACCCAGUUCAAAUCGUUCUGCAGAAACGGGGGAAAAACAGAGUGCUGCGUCUGUCUCUGCGGGUUCGAAGCAGAGCAAGAAGUGAGCGAGUUGUCCUGCAAGCACUUCUUUCACAAAAGUUGUCUGGAAAAGUGGUUCGACCACAACAGCAGUACGACUUGCCCUCUCUGCCGCUCUAUUGACUAAAAAGAUAAGUUCUUUGUGUUAUGGAGUUUUGGGUUCAUCAGCUGUACUUUUUCUUGUUGUUGCUUAUAUUAUCCUGUUAUUUUUUAGCACAAAUUAGAGAAAGUUAAUUUAAAAUGUUUGCUUUCUGGUUUAAUUUGUGUUUGUACUUUGUACUUGUACCAAGAGGAUUAAAAAUAAACAAAUAAAGGAAGGGAUAGGCGUUGGAGCAUUGAAAUA